Owenia fusiformis is the source of this 472-nucleotide messenger RNA. Lineage: Eukaryota; Metazoa; Annelida; Polychaeta; Sabellida; Oweniidae. The record is from the annotation of a GenBank genome assembly.
UUUAAGCUUGAAAAUGAAGUGGUCGUUUACAUUAUAAAACAUCCUGGUCUGUUGGUUAUAUAAGCAUGAUUUCCAUGCUAUUUGCCAAUCAUUCGGGACAUCUCCGAGAUGGUCAUGAUACAGAUGAUACUGGUGCAUCUUGCAACGGCUCUUCUUCUAUAUGGCGUCACAGCCGAUCAGACGACGUUACAAUAUACCUAUACGAGUUACGUCUAUCUUUGGGGUGAAACGAAGCAAACAUUCCGUGUUUCUGCAAUUGUAGAGGUGGACGAAAUAGGACCUGCCAAGGGCCCGUACGAAGGAACCGAGGCUGUUCUUUAUUUAGUCCAUUUGCAUCAUAUUAAGAUCGACCCUAUAAAAGAUGGCAAAGUGAUCAAAGAUAAAUCUGACGUAAAUAAGACAGCAGGCGAACGGGUGAAGAAACGGCCACUUGAUGAAGUGUACAAGAAACCAUUCCGCUUCAUCCAGAGGA